CAAACAGCUGGGAAAGAAAGUGGAGGAACUACAAGCGGCCCUGGAAAAGAAAGGGACAGAAACAGAGUUUGAAAAGGAGGACAGAGGGGAGAGUGAGAGGGUGAGGAGCCUCAGGGAGAGGGUGAGCGAACUGGAGGCCACCCCGGCGGAGAGCAAAGAGUCAGGGAGAGCUGGGGGAAAGAGAGAGAGAGUGGUAGAGCCAGACCGAGAGGUGUUGCGUAGGCUCCAGAGCCGUGUGGUGGAGCUGGAGGGGAAGCUGAGGGACUGUGUUCCCCAUUCGGAGUUGGACGAGGUGCAGGUGACCCUGGUCUGCAGUGUGAGCAGCUGGCCAGGGAGAGAUCCGAGGCCAGCCUGAGACUGAACGAGGCCCAACUGGAGCUGGAGAGACUACGGCCAACCAGCCCCACACACUGUCAGGGAGAUGAGGAAGAGAGGUCGGAAGGGUCAGAGCCCGCCAUCACAUCAGUGCUCCCUGAGACGGGUGAGAGAGGAACUGGAGGUGGCUAGGCAGGAAGCAGCUCAGGCUCAGGACUGUCUGUGUGCGGAGCGUGAGGGUUGGUCUCAGGACACCCUGCACCUGAGACAUGCAGUACCCUUGUCCCAACACACAGAGGCGCUGACGGCUCUGUCGGAGCAGCUGGCCCAGACAGCCCAGGAACUGCAGGCGGAGAGGGCUUUGCGAUGCCACGCCCAGACAGAGACGGCCAGGCUGGAUGCCCAACUACAGGCCACACAACAGGACCUUAUACCCUGGGAGGAGCAUGACAAAGUUAAGGCGGAGCUGCAGCGCUCCCUGCAGGCCAGUGAGAACAGUGCGGCGGAGGCCAAGGAGGCUUUGAGUGUGAAGGAGACAGAGCUGAGAGACCUGAGGUCCCAGAAGGCUGUGGAACAGGGCCUGGUGUCCAAGGAGGACCACGAGUCCCAGCGCCUCUCACUGCAGGCCGAGAUCAACGCAUUCACCGCCCAAUUCAACAACCUCACACGCAAACACAAGAAGACUUGUUGUAUUUGUUCCUGUUCACCAAAAUACAGAGAAUUGUAACAAAGUUCGAGACUGAAACCUUAACUCAAGAGUUAACCACAAGCCACAUGUUACUGACUACACAUUGGACUGAUGUGCACCAGGGCUUCCUUUCUCCUAGCAUUAGUUAUGUGUGUGUUCUAUACAGGAUCUCCUUGCCACCUUUCCUUUCAUGGCCAUCGACGUGCUCUCCCUCCUCCACUUGUCUUUAUCUCUCCUCACUCCCCCCUCUUUCCCUCUCUCCCCUGACUCCCUCCCAACAGGUGUUCCAGGUGCAGCGUGAGGCUCUGUUUAAGAGUGAGUGUCAGGUGGCCGAGGCUCAGCUUGCCACGGCGCAGCAGCAGCUGGCUGACCUGCAGGCCCAGUCCAGCCACGUCCAGGAGCUCCACAAAGACAUCCAGGACUCCCAGGCCCUGGUCAAGGAGAAGGACCGCAAGGUAAGACUGAGACACAAAUGAUAGAAGUCAAAUUUUGCGACAAUGUCCUUUAUUCAAAAUCAACCCCUAGCCCCUCCCCCUUCGCCUGGCUACCCAUCCACAUCACUCUGGUCAAACACCACACCAACUAACAUUUAUUCUACAUGAUGAGUCUGGAUUUGAUCUCCUCCCUGACGACUUUUCAAAUGCGAACACAUUGAAACCAUUCUGAUUGAUCCCUAAAAAAACGAUGGGUUGGGCCAGAGCCUGAACACACGUGGGAAAGCGUUUCGUAAAUAGAAAUAGGCUUUGAUACUCUGAUUGGUUACAGACGAUCCAAUCGCUGAUGACUUGUUUUGUACAACGCCCCUCACUUUUACGUCAGCAGAAACAGCUUCUACAGUUGCGGUCACAGACUGAAUGUACAGUGCAUUCGGAAAGUAUUCAGACCCCUUGACCUUUUCCACAUUUUGUUACGUUACAGCUUUAUUCUAAAAUGUAUAAAAUAAUGUUUUCCCCUCAUCAAUCUACACACAAUA
Oncorhynchus gorbuscha (pink salmon) is the source of this 1976-nucleotide messenger RNA. RefSeq lists its product as uncharacterized. The transcript has 3 exons. The record is from RefSeq and is a predicted model, not a curated record. Lineage: Eukaryota; Metazoa; Chordata; Actinopteri; Salmoniformes; Salmonidae. Bases 422 to 1042 code for a protein of 206 amino acids.